GAAAUUCCUUUUUCCCUCCCCAAUAAAUAUUGUGCCCAUGCCUUCCUCUUGAAACACUCAACAGGCAACACUCUCACUUAGAACUUUUCCCUUAAAAUUUCCCCCUUGAAAAAUAAGAGCAAGAGAGAAGGAAAAAAAUUAAAGAUGGUGAAGUUCUCCAAGCAGUUCGAGUCCCAGCUUGUGCCGGAAUGGAAAGAGGCCUUUGUGGAUUAUUGGCAGCUCAAAAGAGACCUCAAGAAAAUCCAUGUCCUCAGCAACAACACCACUGCAAAUAAGCAACAACAGACCUCUUUCCCAAACACCCUCUUCUCUUCUCUUAGGAACUCUUUGUUUGGCCAUCAACAUAGAGAACAUGGUGCCAUUCAUGUUCACAAGAAACUCGCAUCCUCGGUUAGCAACGAGGACAUGUACGAGACCGAACUGGCGGAGGAGUUCGCGGAAACGGAUCACGCGGCGCACGAGUUCUUCGCUUGUUUGGACCACCAGCUCAACAAGGUGAACCAGUUUUACCGGACGAAGGAGAGAGAGUUCCUUGAGAGAGGAGACUUGUUGAAGAACCAAAUAGAGAUCCUCGUCGAGCUCAAAAACGCGCUCAAGCAACAGCGCCGGAGGAGCUCUUCGUCCCAUGACUCCAAGGAGGAAGUCUCCAUUUCCGGCACCAUUUCAUGUGACGAAGAGUCAAACAGGGGAAAGACAGGGGAAGAACAGGGGAAAGAAAACAAAACAGAGGAACUGGACAAAAACGAGCCUGAAUUCAGCGACUCUGCGAAGCCCGAUGAGAUGGGAAGAUCAAUGAGUGUGAAGAGGGAAGAAGGGAGAAUGAAGACUGUCUCGGGCCGGGUUAUCAAUUGCCAGGGGAAGAACCUGAGGAUCCACAUUCCUCUGACGAACCCGUCUCGAACGUUCUCGGCAAUCACUUACUUACUGUGGGAUGAUCUGAUCAAUCAGUCCUCCAAGAAAUGUGGCCCUGAGGGAUACAGACUGCACAUCAACAGAGCAAAGCUUCAUCAUGCGGAGAAGAUGAUCAGAGGAGCUUUCAUUGAGCUCUAUAAAGGACUUGGUUACCUCAAAACUUUCAGGAACUUGAAUAUACUUGCUUUCAUGAAGAUUUUGAAGAAGUUGGAGAAAGUUACAAACAAACAGGUCCUUCCCAUCUAUCUAAAAGUAGUUGAAAGCUCCUACUUCAACAGCUCAGACAAGAUUAUGAAGUUAGAAGAUGAAGUUGAGGAUAUUUUUGUCAGACACCUUGCUGAAGAUGAUAGAAGGAAAGCCAUGAAAUACCUUAAGCCAACUCAUAGGAAAGAGUCCCAUACAGUAACUUUCUUUAUAGGGUUAUUCGCCGGAGGGUUCAUUGCACUUUUAGCUGGAUAUGUGAUAAUGGCCCAUCUAACUGGAAUGUAUAGGCCAAAGUCUGAUACACUCUACAUGGAAACUGUUUAUCCAGUGCUUAGCAUGUUCAGCCUACUGUUUCUGCAUUUCUUUUUGUACGGCUGCAACAUCUUCAUGUGGAGAAAAACUCGUAUAAAUUACAGCUUCAUCUUCGAGCUAGCCCCGACAAAAGAGCUCAAAUAUAGAGAUGUGUUCUUGAUCUGUACCACAUCGCUGACUGCUGUAAUAGGGGUGUUGUUUGCUCAUUUGGCACUUGUAGCUAAAGGGCAUUCCUAUGCUCAAGUUCAAGCAAUCCCUGCCCUUCUGUUACUGGUCUUCUUGUUGUUACUUGUGUGCCCCUUCAACAUUUUUUAUAAAUCAAGCCGCUACCGGUUCCUUUGUGUGAUUAGAAACAUCAUAUUGUCACCUUUCUACAAGGUGGUUAUGCUAGACUUUUUCAUGGCUGAUCAAUUUUGUAGCCAGGUGCCGAUGCUUAGAAACCUAGAGUACAUAGCGUGCUACUACAUAACCGGGAGCUUCAACACUCAGGAUUACGGAUAUUGCAUGAGGACUAAAAAGUACAGAGACCUCGCUUAUGCUGUUUCCUUCCUACCUUACUACUGGAGGGCAAUGCAGUGCGCUAGGAGGUGGUUCGACGAAGGCCAAACAAGCCACCUUGUGAAUCUGGGAAAGUAUGUUUCUGCAAUGUUGGCGGCAGGAGCCAAACUGGCUUAUGAGAAAGAAAGCUCUAUUGGGUGGCUUUGUGUAGUUGUGGCCAUGUCAAGUGCUGCAACUGUUUAUCAGUUGUAUUGGGACUUUGUAAACGAUUGGGGUUUGCUACAAUUCAAUUCCAGGAACCCUUGGUUAAGGAAUGAAUUAAUGCUUCGCCGAAAGUUCAUUUACUACUGCUCCAUGGUUUUGAACCUUAUUCUAAGGCUUGCUUGGUUACAAACAGUUUUGCAUUCCAGUUUCAGUUGUCUUGAUGACAGAGUGACAAGGCUAUUUUUAGCAGCCCUUGAAGUUAUUAGAAGAGGGCAGUGGAAUUUCUACAGGUUGGAAAAUGAGCACCUGAACAAUGCUGGCCAUUUCAGAGCUGUUAGAACGGUUCCGCUGCCUUUUCAUGAAGUGGAUGAGGAAGACUAAUGCGCAAAUGGCAACAGUUGGUUUCCGAAUAGAAUUCAGUUUUGGCGGAUUAUACCAGUCCGUUUGGUUCAAAAAAGAACCUCAUUUCAAUUGUACAAGUUGAGAGGAAAGGAUGACAACUUGCUUGUCCUUGGGAGGGAUCAGAUUCGCGGGAAUGAGUCCAUACUUGUACACAGAAUUCUCUCGAAGUAGUUAUAUGAAAGUGAUUAUCCCUCGCGUUAAUAACCAGUUAACGCCUGUUUUA
This is a messenger RNA of Rhododendron vialii, 2755 nucleotides long. Its product is annotated as phosphate transporter PHO1 homolog 1. The record is from RefSeq and is a predicted model, not a curated record. Gene Ontology annotation, cellular component: trans-Golgi network; cytoplasm; plasma membrane. The coding region runs from base 145 to 2511 and encodes 788 amino acids. Gene Ontology annotation, biological process: cellular response to phosphate starvation; phosphate ion transport. The transcript has 14 exons. NCBI's taxonomy places the organism in Eukaryota, Viridiplantae, Streptophyta, Magnoliopsida, Ericales, Ericaceae. Gene Ontology annotation, molecular function: inositol hexakisphosphate binding.